Messenger RNA from Wyeomyia smithii (pitcher-plant mosquito), 3016 nucleotides. It is a transcript of the gene Flo1, whose product is annotated as flotillin-1. Gene Ontology annotation, cellular component: plasma membrane. NCBI's taxonomy places the organism in Eukaryota, Metazoa, Arthropoda, Insecta, Diptera, Culicidae. The record is from RefSeq and is a predicted model, not a curated record. The transcript is spliced from 7 exons. The coding region runs from base 185 to 1465 and encodes 426 amino acids. Gene Ontology annotation, biological process: protein localization to plasma membrane; protein kinase C signaling; positive regulation of cell junction assembly.
CUUUUCUUCGCAUUUCGCAGAAAGUGUUCGGCAAGCGAGUGAGUAGAACGUGCGUGAUAUAGCAGGAGCUGUCGGCUUGAGGUUUUUUUGGAAUUUGUGUGCAAUCAGUCACUGGAAUUGUUGUGGAAAAACGAGCAAAAACCAGAUUUAAAGCAGCAUAAUAGUGCGGGAUCGUGUUGAUAAAAUGGUGUGGGGCUUUGUGACGUGCGGUCCAAACGAGGCACUGGUGGUUUCAGGAUGUUGUCACAUGAAACCACUUCUAGUCCCCGGUGGGCGAGCGUUCGUGUGGCCUUCGAUCCAGCGGGUUCAACGCAUUUCCCUAAACACCAUGACACUGCAGGUGGAGAGCCCGACCGUGUACACCAGCCAGGGCGUUCCGAUUUCGGUGACUGGCAUCGCUCAGGUUAAAAUCCAGGGCCAAAAUGAGGAUAUGCUGCUGACGGCAUGCGAGCAGUUUCUAGGUAAAAGCGAAGCCGAGAUUCAACACAUUGCGCUAGUCACUCUGGAAGGGCAUCAGAGAGCCAUCAUGGGAUCGAUGACGGUUGAAGAAAUCUACAAGGAUCGUAAGAAGUUUUCCAAGCAGGUUUUCGAAGUCGCUUCAUCCGAUUUGGUCAACAUGGGUAUUACCGUGGUGUCGUACACACUUAAGGACAUCCGCGACGAAGAGGGUUACUUGAAAAGUCUCGGAAUGGCCCGUACAGCAGAAGUGAAACGAGAUGCUCGAAUCGGUGAAGCCGAGGCUCGCUGUGAUGCCACCAUCAAGGAAGCCAUUGCCGAGGAACAGCGAAUGGCUUCGCGCUUUUUGAAUGAUACCGAGAUCGCCAAAGCGCAGCGUGACUUCGAGCUUAAGAAGGCCGUCUAUGAUGUGGAAGUUCAGACGAAGAAAGCUGAAGCGGAGAUGGCCUACGAACUGCAGGCAGCUAAAACAAAACAGCGCAUCAAGGAGGAACAGAUGCAGAUCAAGGUCAUCGAACGUACUCAGGAAAUUGCUGUUCAGGAACAAGAAAUGGCCCGUCGUGAGCGCGAACUUGAAGCUACCAUUCGUCGACCUGCUGAGGCCGAAAAAUUCAAACUUGAGAAGCUGGCCGAAGCGAACCGUAACCGUGUCGUGUUGGAAGCAGAGGCUGAAGCUGAAUCGAUCAAAGUCCGUGGCGAAGCGGAAGCUUUUGCAAUAGCUGCCAAGUCCAAAGCAGAAGCCGAACAGAUGGCCAAAAAAGCAGAGGCAUGGCGUGAGUACCGUGAGGCUGCCAUGGUAGACAUGUUGCUGGAGACAUUGCCAAAGGUUGCAGCUGAAGUUGCAGCUCCACUAUCUCAGGCCAAGAAGAUUACGAUGGUUUCGAGUGGAACUGGCGAAGUGGGCGCGGCAAAGCUAACUGGGGAAGUGCUUCAAAUCGUCAACAAGAUACCGGACCUGGUCAAAUCGAUUACUGGCGUGGACAUUUCGCGGUCGGUACACGCUGGUUAGAGCCCCAAACAGGCUGGGGAUCGACUGCUGCCAGUCUACUACUUUUGCGCCAUAAUAACGAUUACGAAUCAACAACCGUAAAUACCAAAGAUCGUUCUACUGGCAGACGCAGUAAGUUGCACACAGAACGGACGCGUGCCCUACUAUACCAGCAUACAUCAUAGACCUCCCCCCAGUUAUGCCAGUGGACGACGAGAAAGAAUGAACGGUUGGUUUCGGUACCUCUAUUGAUUUGUUUUUAUAACUUAUAUUGGUAAGUUUGUUGCUUUAUUUUGCUUAUUUUCUAUUUCAAAAUCAUUAUGUUUUGUAUAUAUUGUUUGAGCAGUAAGAUUCAUUCAUGUAUUAACAUUACGUUUUAAGCUUGAUGGAGACAUUAUUAGUGUUUUAUAGUUCGUUUCCAAUGUUAAAAUUUACUUUUAAAUAUUCUUUUCUUUUUAAAUGCUCUGCAAUCAAUUCGCAGACGUUUUCUUGUUUUUAUGCCAUUGUUUUUAUUGAGUGAGCGUCCGAUCGUACGUUUCGAUGCGCAAAAAAUCGCGUUUUCUCUCACUAUCUUGUACCUUCAUAAGCGACUACUAGUCUAUAGUCUUCUGUUCAUGUGACACUGCCACUGCGUAAAAUAUUUCGUGUUUCGAACGAAAUCAAUCACGUCUCUGGAGCAAAAGCGACCAUAAAAGCUACUCUUCGUUAACAAAAUUAUUGCACAACAACCACCACUCUUGGCACUGGCUUGAUAUUUUUUAUGCCCUCCGGAAUGUCGUAAAAGGACCUCUACCCUCGAAAGUAUGAAUAGAGAAAGAACUAAUAACCACUCAUGUACAAGGCUCGAAAGUGUAUACUCUCGGUAGCGUAUUUUUGAACUCGUAAACUCCAUCCAAAAGUUCAACCUUAACCUUUUAACGAAUGAUUUCUGUCACACCUUAGAAUAGUCUAUAUUAUACUAAGAGAUGAUAUAUUGGAAAAGGUGUUCUACUGGGUUUUUUGGGAAAGUAGUGUAAUUGAAUGUGCGAUUGCAGAUAGUUUUAAUUGAGGACGACUUUUCUCGAAAGUUCAUCUUACUAGUGCAUUUAACCGAUAUUUUCAACCCUAGAAUUAUUAUGAUCAUUCUCGUACUAGAAACUGCUUAAAAGCAACCGAACGAAUCUAGACGCGCUAUAGUCAUUAGAGCAAAUCCGGCGCAAACAUUAAAUUCAAUUCGAUUCGGCAUUGAUAUUCUUACACCUGAUUAAAAUUUGAAAAAAAUUCAGAUGCACUCAUAUAAAAAGAAUUAAAAUAAAUACAAUAUUUAUCGAAACGUAAAACGAAAGAUUGUAACUAUAUUUUGUACGAAAAUUCUCGAUUUAUGGAUUUAAAAAAAAAUACAAAACACAAACAGACCCAAAUAACAUUUAACAAUUCAGCUAUUUCACCGUCAAAUGAUAGGAUGUCAUUAGGCUAUAGCACAUAGGCACCAGUUAAGGAAUCGUAUAUAUCUUUGUGUUUGUUUCACACAUACCACCACGAAAACCAAAGGCGUGCAAAUAAAACCAAACUAAUGUAACUCUCGAUUUCCAA